Messenger RNA from Pelagomonas calceolata, 1248 nucleotides. Lineage: Eukaryota; Pelagophyceae; Pelagomonadales; Pelagomonadaceae. The record is from the annotation of a GenBank genome assembly.
AUGAUGAUGACGGGCCAAUUAGUUGUGUAUUGCUCCGUCGCGGCGGCACUACUGCGCGGCGGGCCGCGGAUCGCGAAAGCGCCGCGACGCCGCGCCCGCGCGAAGGCGGGCGCGGCGCUGUCGGCGGACGGCGACGCGCACGCCAUCACGGUCGUGGACGCGGCGGCCAUCGUCGGCGGGUCGGCGGUCGGAGGCGGGUUCCUGGCCGUGCCAGCGAUCGCACGGGACGUCGGCCUCCGGCCCGCGGCGCUGGGCCUGACGGGCGCCUGGGCCUUCUUCGCGCUGGCGGCCCUCGGGUACGUCGAGGCCGCGGGCGGCGCGAUGGCCGCGGGACCGCUCGAGGGCGAAGACGCGGCGGCCUCCAUUCGCGCGGUCUCGCGGCGCAUAUUCGGUCCCGUCGUGUCGCGCGCGGCCACGGCGACGUUCGCGGUGCAGCUGCUGGCGAUCCUCGCGGCGAAUUUGAGCUUGCUGCGCGCUCCGUGGACGGCGGCGGCCGCGUUGGGGGCUUUCGUCGCGUUCGCACCCGCCGCGAUCGUGGCCAGGGCCAACACCCUGUGCACGGCCGCGACCAUCUGCGGCUUCGUCGGCCUUUCCGCUCUUUCUUUGGCCGCCGGCGGCACGCCCAUCCGGACGCCCGCGCGCUGGGUCAAGCUCCUUCCGCGGCGAGGCUGGGCCGUGCCGCUCGUGGCGAACACGAUGCGAUUCGGCGAGGCCGUGCCGGUCGUCGUCGGCAAAUUCGGCAGUCGGCGGCUGCGGGAGGCGCGCGCGGCCGUGCUGCUGGGGUCCCUGAUGCCCCUGGCGCUCGCGUUGCUGUACGCCGCGGCGUCCGCGCGGGCGCCGACGGGCGCGCCGUCCGCCGCGCUGCGAGGCGCGACGGGCCUGGCGGCCGCGGGCGCCGUCGCGUCCACGGUGCUCGGCUGUCUCAUGGCCGUGGGCCAGCUGCUCCGGCGCCAAGACGGCGGCGAGUCGGGCCCGUGGCGGUCCCUCGCGGCCGCGGGCGCCGUGGCUCUCCCCGCGGGCGUUGCCGCGGGCGCCGGCCGCGACGCGUACUUGUUGCUGUUGCGUUUCGCGGGGGCGAUCCCGACGGUCGUCCUCUACGGGCUCCUGCCACCGUUGGCCGCCUUGCACACGCGCCGUACGGCGGCACCGCGCGCGGACGUCGUGCCCGCGGCCGCGCUCGCGGCGGUCGCCGCCGGCGCGCUCGGCGUUCUCGCCGUCAAUUUGUCCCAUCUCGUCGUCGUGUGCUGA